Xiphias gladius (swordfish) is the source of this 5418-nucleotide messenger RNA. Its product is annotated as hemicentin-1-like. The transcript is spliced from 20 exons. NCBI's taxonomy places the organism in Eukaryota, Metazoa, Chordata, Actinopteri, Istiophoriformes, Xiphiidae. The record is from RefSeq and is a predicted model, not a curated record.
AGAGGAGAGCAGGAGAAAGAAACAGAAAGAGUCUGUCCUUUGGAGAGGGAGAGUGACUGUCUCAACCAUCAAAUCAGGAUGUUUGUUCUCCUCUGGGUGACUUUGCUCCUCUCUAUGAGAGGCAGCAGUGCUGCCGCAGGUGCAUCAAUGACGGGAAGACAACAAUGUCAAGAUGGGUUCUGUAUCACUCUGAUUGAAGGAGAUAUAACAGCUGAGGCUGGACUCUCUGUUGCGGUACCGUGCUCUUUCACUACCGGUUUUGGCUUCGUUCCCAAAAUUAUAGUUUGGUACAAAUGUGAACCAAAUAAACAAAGAUGUGGCGAUUCUGACAUAAUCUUCCACACGAACAAGAACAGCGAAAUUCAGCAAAUUAGGUCUGGCUUUGUAGGACGAGUGUCACUGUUGGAGCCUGACGUGAGUUAAAGGAACUGCAGCAUCAUCAUCAACGAUCUUGUUGAGUCAGACUCAGGAUCGUAUCAACUCAGAGUUAAUAGUAUCACGUGUGGAGGGAGAGACGGAUUUACAUUCUCUCCAAGAGCAACUGUCUCUGUUAAAGGUUCUGUGCAACAUUGUGCACCUUACAGUGCAGUCCUUCCCUGGGCCGUUGCUGGUGUAUCUCUCAGUGUGAACAUCCUCUACACAAUCUGUGUGAUCUUCUUUUGGAAAUCAAGAAAGAAGCUGACACCAAAUCUGGAGGACAGAACUUACAUGUCACUGCAGAAAACGGACAGAUCACCAGAGUAUGAUGUUAUUGCCCGGCCUCUCAAAAGUGAGGAGAGGAAGGGUCUGUGCAUAGCAGAAACACUCAGCAGAGGGCACGUUGGAGAGAACGAGACAGACAGAGGUGCAUCAGUGCGGGAAAGACAAGUCUGUCAAGGUCCAUACUGUAUCACUCUGACUGAUGGAGCAAUAACAGCCGAGGCUGGUCUCUGUGUUGUGAUACCGUGCUCUUUCACCACUUACUAUUGGUUUACACCCCAACAUAUAGUUUGGUACAAAUGUGAACCAACUAAACAAAGAUGCGGUGAUUCAGACGUAAUCUUCCACACGCAAAAGAACAACAGAAAGGUUCAGCCUGGGUUCACAGGACGAGUCUCACUGUUGGAGCCUGAUGUGACUUUGAAAAACUGCAGCAUCAUCAUCAAUGACCUGAAGGAGUCAGACUCUGGAUUAUAUCAACUCAGAGUUAAUGGUGUCGUGAGUGGACAAGCAGAUGGAUUUACAUACGCUCAAAGAGCAACUGUCUCUGUUCACGGUCUGAGUCAGAAGCCCACAUUGAUGAUUCCUCCGCUGACAGCGGGACAGCAGGCCACACUGACCUGCACUGCUCCUGGUCUCUGCUCUGGAUCUGAUCCUAAAAUCACCUGGACUUGGAGAGGAGCAGGAGAGAUGGACUCUCACAUCACAGGACUCAUCACAGCCAAUCAGGAACAUACCUCAACUUUGACCUUUAACCUGUCGGCUGAACACCACAGUAUGGAGGUCACCUGUGAGGUCAGCUUCACAGGAAACACGACUACAGAGGAGACAGUGACUCUGAAUGUGACUUAUGUCAAGGAAGUUAGAAUCACUGGGAAUACAAGUGUAAAGGAGGGUGAGACUCUGAAUCUGACCUGCAGUGUUGAAAGUUUCCCUCCGUCACGUAUAAUGUGGGCUAAAUUUUCCGACAUUCAAAAUGGAACAGAACCCAAUUUGCAGAAUGACACAUUAACUGACCUGCAGAACGACACUGAAACCUACGUGCAAGAAGAAAGUGGAAUGGCAACUCUUUCCAUCUCUAACGUGACGGCAGAUGAUUCUGGACUGUACAUGUGCACAGCAAAAUAUCUGAACAUCACCUUGAGGGAAAAUGUUGAUGUAACAGUGAUAUAUAUGAGAGAACCUGGGAUCACUGGGGAUACAACUGUUAAGAAGGGAGAUGUUCUGAACCUGACAUGCAGCGUUGAAAGUUUCCCUCCAUCUCUUAUAACGUGGACUAAACUUGGCUUCAACACAACCUUUCACGACGGAACUGACCUGCAGAGCCACACUGGAUCCCUCACACUUAUCCUCCCUAAUGUGACAGCAGGACAUUCUGGGCAGUACAUCUGUACAGCAAAACACCUGGACAUGACUGUGACUCAAUAUGCUGAUGUUACUGUGACUUGGUUUUCAAAGAUCUUAAAGUCUGGCUGUGAGGUUCAGUCAGAGGUCCUGACCUGUGAGUGUAUCAGUGAGGGGCUUCCUUUACCCACCAUCAAAUGGCCGCUGUUGAAGAACCAGACUGAGUACUUGGUCAUUACCACUGUAUCCAACUACACAGUGAAUAGCACCAUCAUCCUAACUGUAAAAGACCCCUGUGACAUUGCGGUUGAGUGUGUCAGCAGUAAUGGAAAUGCGGAAGCAAAAGAAAACCUCAUCACCCGAGUAAACUUGCCUGGAAAAAACAAUUCGUCCCUAAAGUUUUUAAAAAUUGUUUCACGGUUGGAAAAUAUCAUUGCCUUUUUGAUUGGUGUUCUGCUUUCAACAAUCAUUUGCUGUUUGGCAAUACAUUGGCACAGAAAAAAACAGAAGAGCCCUGGAAAACUGGAUGAGACUCUGGAGAUGGUGACCAAUCAAGAGGAUCCACUGAUAUGUUAUGGUCAAGCAAUAGAAGAUGAUCAGAGUCAGGGCCGAGAGGGAGCCGAAUACGACACUUUGGCAGCAGAGAAAACAGCCCCUGAACUCGACAGUGGGCCAAAAGACGUGGAGUACGCCAGCAUUGAUUUCUCACUGAUGAAAAGGAAGAGUCCCAAGGAGGUAGCAAAGCAGAAAGAGACCAUAGAGACGGAGUAUGCCGAAAUCAAAAAAGAAGUAAAAGAGGAAAGAGAAGAUGAUGGUCGAGAGGAAGGUGAAAAGUCGGAGUGCAAAGAGGAGGCCAUUAUAGAGGGUGAUGAGGAGCCGAAUCAUGUCCCAGAAGAGGAGGAAGGGGAGGACCUAUCAGUGUACUCCAAUGUAGAGGGUAUAACGGGUGACAUAUAUCUUCAUCAUUAUCAAAAUAAUAAGGAACUAUUUUGUCAGAUAAAUUCUAAUUCUUGUCUUAAAGAUGGGAAGAAACUUGUGAUCGCUGGAAUAACAACUGUUAACGCGGGAGAUACUCUACAUCUGAACUGCAGUGUGAAAGGUUUCCAGCCAUCUGAAACUAUGUGGACUACAGGCUGUUCCAAAAACCGGCGAAAUGAAACCAAAAUCACCCUGCAGAAUGACACCGGAAUGGCCAUUCUUGUCAUCUCUAACGUAACAGCAGAAGAUACCGGACAGUACAUCUGCACAGCAAAAUAUCCGAGCCCCACUCUGACCAUGCAGAUCGGCGUGACUGUGACUUUGUGUCCAAAGAUCUCGAAUAGCUCUGGAUGUAUGAAUCAGUCGAAGGUCCUGACCCCUGUGUGCAUCAGUGAGGGGUUGCCCUUACCCACCAUCAAAUGGCCGCUGUUGGGGAACCAGACUGAGUACUCAGUCAUUACCACGGUGUCCAACCACACAGUCGAUAGCACCAUCACCCUAACUGUAAAAGACUUCAACAUUAUUGUUGAGUGGGUCAAGAGCAUUGACGGGAGGGAAGCAAAUGAGAACAUCGUGAUCACCAUACAUGAUGUAAGACAAGAGGAUCUACUCACAAAAUUCCUAAUAACUGUUAAACAGCCCCAAGUCAUCAUUGCGUUUUUGAUUGGGAUACUUUUGGCAACCAUCUGCUGUUUGCCUAGAAAAUGCCACAGGAAAAAACAGAGGAUAUCUGGAAAUCUGGCUGAGAACCUGGAGAUGGUGACCAAUCAAGCGGUUCCACAGAUCGAUGAUGGUCAAGCAGUUGAAGAUGAUGAUGGGACCCAUGACCAAGAGGCAGCUGAGGGAAGAGCUGAGGCUUCUGGGAAGUCUGCCCCGAAUGGUGACAUGGAACCAAAAGAGGUAGAGUACUCCAACAUCGACUUCUCCAUGAUGAAAAGGAAGAGUCUCACGUGGGCCAAGGAGACACAAGAACCCACAGAGACGGAGUACGCUGAAAUCAAGAGAGAAGUAACACAGGAGAGACAAGACAAUGGCGACGAGGAGGUGGAAGUGCUGGAGGGCGACGAAGAGGAGGAGGCGAUGAUAGGGGAGGAUAGGGAGACACAUCAGUGUAUGCAAGCAGAGGAGGGUGGCGAGGCUGUGGGGCUGUAUUCUAAUGUGAAUGAAAUAAUGGCUUAGACUUGACGACUGUGUAGCUCGGUCGAGUUACUUAAGGAUACAUUUCAUUUUUUUUGUAAAAAUUGUUGAAGCAUAGAGUGAGACGAACAUAACGUUGCGUAGAGGAUGGAGGAUGAGAGCAAGACGGGGGUGGAUGUAGCACAGAAAUUAAAGUUCAGAUAUGAUGCAGGGUGGUCUGUUAGGAGAAUGAUAUGGGCAUUUUUUUGCAUGCUUGUGUGUUUGCGAAGCUGAUGUAGAUUUUUUCCCCCUUUUUUUUUACAGAAAGGAUGAUAUAGAAAUGAUAUAUGUAAAAAAAGAUGCAGACAAAUGUUAGACAGAGGUGUAUUUUAAGGGUUCUGGGCAGAAAGGAGGUGGGAUGGCAGAAUGGACUGAAUUCCUGGAGAGAAGUUUCUCAUGUAAUAUGUACUGAUGUGACGGCUUUUCAGUUUGACAUGUAAAUCACACUUCUGAGUGUGGUUUUUUACCACAUCACUGUCAUUUUAGCCUGGGAUUAGCGGACGUUAUUGAGACGUCAAUAAGUGCAACUCCAUUCACUUAACUACCACUCCAUUCUGACAACAAUAUCAAAUGAUGCACAUUUCAUGUAAAUAUUAAAUCCAUACUACUGCAGCUUUACAAGACUGAUCCCCCAUCAAGCCACCCUGUGUAUAAUUACUCGAAACAUAAGCCUGGUGCAAAAGUAAAAAACUGUUUGAAUAAAACAUCAAAUUAAAGGAAAUAUUUUUACACUUUGCUGUAGAAAUCUUUGUAUGCAAACAUGCUUUGAUGUCUCUCACUCAUAGAGACUCUUUUAGGGAGAAUCAACAGCUUUAUGUAGCAGUUACGCUCUUUAGAAAUAAAUGCAGCUGAUAUUACUUUUGAAUAAACUGUGAGUUAAUGUGUAACUACUAUCAAGACAUUGAUGUAGCGCACAGAAUUUCCGUGUUAAAAUGUUGUUGUGUCCUUUUUUGCAUGUUUUUCGAUUGAACUGCUCCAAACAGAUUUCUGCCGUGUUCAAGGAAAAGCUGACCAUGUCAGGUGUACGUGAGCAAGACACUGAAACCUAAAUAGCUCCCGAUGGUCAGGCCAGCGCAUUGCAUGCGCAUUGAUGUCAUCAACAUGAAUGUGAAUAUGAGGCAAAUUAUAAAGCGCUUUGGAUUGCUAGAGUUUUGACCUCUUCAGACUUUUUUACCUUCUCCGCGCACCUUGAGAUAAGGUGAAUUUGUGCCUACAUUCCCU